AUGUUGUUCAACUGGGGGAAGUCGCCGGAAAGUCGCCGAGGGCGGCAGAACGCCAUCUUUUUGGAGGGAGGAGGAAGACAGCCGAGUGGGAGGGGAGUGCGGGAUAAGGAGACAGAGAGGCUCGAGGGUGGCCGUGAAAGAGACGGGAGAGAGAGAUCCCGGGGGGGCGUGUGCCGUGUGCGAGCUUGUCUUCCGGAGUUAAGCCCCGACUGCUUUCUGCCAACCCGUGCCAUCACUGCCGUGUCAAGUCGUGCGAUAGUAGAGCCUCCUCUUCUUAGUAAGGAUUCCAUCCGAAGUGCGAGCAUCUCAGGAUAG
Molecule: messenger RNA, 315 nt
Organism: Colletotrichum costaricense
Lineage: Eukaryota; Fungi; Ascomycota; Sordariomycetes; Glomerellales; Glomerellaceae
Exons: 1
Coding region: 1-315 (104 amino acids)
Source: RefSeq, a predicted model, not a curated record